UGACAUACGUUUAUAUGGCAUGGCGAAAGAUGUUAUUCCAAAUAAAUCGCAAUCAAAGCAAGGUGACAGAUUAUCUUGCACUUACGCUGGUAUAUAUUUUGAUGAUGAUGAUGUAAAUGUUGAUAGUAAGAAAGCAAAUACUAAUGAAAAGCCGAUUGUUGAAAUAUUGAGACAGCUGGAUGAUCUCUUUCCCGACUUGUGGCAUUCACCCAGCGAUAUAUUAGAAGAGUUCAUAGAGUUAGAGCCACCUUACACGUCUAAGAUUGUAAAAGGCAAAACCCAUGAAGGUAUUUUGGAGAUUGGAAAAGACGUAUUAACAAAAGAACGUACCAAAUUUGACAGUUUCGUUGACAGUCUAAAGGAAGAAGAAGACGCAGCAUGGACUCAUAUUAAAAAUUACGAAAAGGAAGUUAUCGAACAGAGAAUUAAAGAUAACUACGACAAAAUAUUUUUAGAGAAAAACCGCACGAUGCAAAAUGAAAUAUCAAGUUAUUUUGAACAAUCUUUGCAAGAACUGGAAGCCCACCUUAAAGAUGAAGUAGAAAUGGUUUCCAUAAAAAUCAAUGCUGUCAUCACAACCGAUUUGAAUAAACAAAUACAGAAACGGCUGAUAGAGCAUAAGUCUUACGUAAACAAUAUAUUGCAACAGAAGUAUAAGAUCGAAGUAAACAAAUUAAAAACUUAUUACAAAUUACUUUUGCACAAUGAACAAUGCAAAAGCAAUAUAGCAAUUAAUAAAGCACUCCACGAUCGAAAUGACGCUUUGAAUGCGCUCCAUAAAGAAAUGGAAUCUAACAAGAUUACUAGCACCAUGUACGUCAUGUGUAUUGAAAGAAAGAAAUGCAAAGUGAAACAGGUUCUUUUGGAAAAUUACCACAAUAAACAAAUUACACAGACUUUGAGAAAACUUCGAAAAAAACAAGAAUUGCUGGAACCAUAUCUGGAGCAAUCAAUGUCAGAAUUAAAUUUGAAAUGGCAAGAAAAGUUAAAGAAAAUUAUGAAAUUAUUUUUAAAGUUUAUUAGUUUCUGCCUUAAAUUGCUUCCAGAACAAUCGACUUUUUUGUUGGAUCUAGAAAAAAUUGUUAUCUUGCAGCUUAAUGAAAUCCAAAAGAAUCCAUUAAAGACUUCAUCAGUACUUAUUGAUCGAGCAGAAGUCAAUAAUACAUUUAAGUUUGUAAAAUGUGAAAAAAAUGUGAAUGUAUGUAAAGGCGAUCCUUUUGUGAUCGAGACAGGACACUUACCUGAAAUUAAUAAACAUGGCAGUCAAGAUACAUUAUCGACUAACACUGACUUACUAUAUGUAAGAGUACAAAGACAGUUCAUUUAUGCUAAAUGUCAAAAAAUUGAAGAAGUACGAAAAUUGCUUGACUCUCAGCGAUGGACGUGUAAGGAAGGAGUUAUUUGUUCACCUAAGUCUGCAGCGUUGACAAACUCAUCACCAGAUUCGUCAUUAUCAUCAACGGCACCUUCAUCUACGAUGAUGACGUCACCUCCAAUACAUUAUUUGGACACUGAUUUGUCCUCGAAUGAAUUCGGUUUCUAUUCUGAAGAUCUAAAGAUAUCUAAGUCUGCGAAUGAGUCUCUCAGUUCACACGAAGACCAUGAGACAUUUAUAAUACAAAAUAAUUCUUCUAACGAACAGUGCGGUAAAACUCCAUCAAAUGAAACGUAUGUAAUAGACAAUUUUCAACGUUUAGAAGACUGUCCCGGAAAGAGCUGUAAAAAAUUGAACUGGAAUUUGUUUUUUCCGAAUGAUUUUGAUGAAGACAGUUACAGGAAGAUUAACGCCAUACACGGUGAAAAGUUUUCCUAUAAAUCCAAAUCUCCACCAAAGUCAAUAAGCUCAAAUAUAAUAGCUGAUCCGUUACCAUUUUCAGCAGCAACUUCUCAUUCAAAUGUAGGAGCCCAAUAUUCAAUAGAGGAUCUAACUUCUGAUAGUUCCCCAGUACAAAAGCAAUGUUUUUGUUCUUGUGGACACUCGCCAAUAUAUUCCGAAACAGAUAUCAAUAAAUUAUUGAAUAAACGUAGAAUGUCGAUAAUAAGAUUAAUUCAAGAACAUCCAAAUUUAUUAAAUAUAUUACCUGUUGAACCAUAAAUAAAUUUACCUAAAACUAACCAUUAAUUAUUA
Hyposmocoma kahamanoa is the source of this 2128-nucleotide messenger RNA. RefSeq lists its product as uncharacterized. Lineage: Eukaryota; Metazoa; Arthropoda; Insecta; Lepidoptera; Cosmopterigidae. The transcript has a single exon. Bases 20 to 2095 code for a protein of 691 amino acids. The record is from RefSeq and is a predicted model, not a curated record.